Molecule: messenger RNA, 2109 nt
Organism: Prunus persica (peach)
Lineage: Eukaryota; Viridiplantae; Streptophyta; Magnoliopsida; Rosales; Rosaceae
Product: phenylalanine--tRNA ligase beta subunit, cytoplasmic
Exons: 18
Coding region: 98-1867 (589 amino acids)
Biological process (GO): phenylalanyl-tRNA aminoacylation
Cellular component (GO): cytoplasm; phenylalanine-tRNA ligase complex
Molecular function (GO): ATP binding; magnesium ion binding; RNA binding
Source: RefSeq, a predicted model, not a curated record
AAUUGAAUAAAGAAAUUUUUUUGUGUCUUCUAAAAACCCUGGCUCCGCCCGUCAGUCUCUCUGUGCGCGCUAUCGGAGAGAGUAAUCAACUUCCGCCAUGCCUACCGUCAGCGUGGGACGGGAUCGUCUGUUUGCAGCAUUAGGAAGAACUUACACUCAGGAAGAGUUUGAAGAAGUAUGCUUCAGUUUCGGCAUCGAGCUGGACGACGUUACAACUGAGAAAGCAAUUAUUAGAAAAGAAAAGCAUUUGGACGAUGAUGCAGUUGACGAAGAUGAAGAAGUUAUUUACAAAAUCGAAGUUCCCGCAAAUAGAUACGAUUUACUUUGUCUUGAAGGGCUGGCUCAAGCGCUCCGUGUUUUCAGUAGGGAAGAGGAGGUUCCUACAUACAAGUUGGCCAACCUUAGUAAGGGGUCCAUGAUUAAAAUGCAUGUAAAACCAGAGACAUCUUCCAUUCGCCCUCAUGUUGUCUGUGCUGUUUUAAGAGGCCUUACCUUCACUGAGGCAAGUUAUAACAGCUUCAUUGAUCUCCAAGACAAGCUUCAUCAAAAUAUCUGCCGGCGAAGAACACUAGUUGCCAUUGGGACUCAUGACUUGGAUGCAUUGCAAGCUCCUUUCACAUAUGAGGCUUUGCCACCUUCAAGUAUCAAUUUUGUGCCUCUGAAACAGGUGAAGAACUUCAGAGCUGAUGAGCUCAUGGAAUUUUACAGAUCGGAUUUGAAACUGAAGAAAUUUUUGCACAUAAUAGAGAACUCACCGGUGUUUCCUGUUUUAUAUGAUAACAACAGAACUGUUUUGUCUUUACCCCCCAUUAUUAAUGGUGCACAUUCAGCAAUCACUUUGAAGACGAAGAAUGUUUUCGUAGAAUGUACAGCUACUGAUCUGACAAAGGCCAAGAUUGUUCUGAACACAAUAGUGACAGCGUUUUCAGCAUAUUGUGAAAGAAAGUUUGAGAUUGAACCUGUUGAAGUGAUAUAUUCUGAUGGAAAGUCAUAUAUCUAUCCUGAUUUAUCAAUCUACAACAUGGAUGUUUCUCUAUCAUAUGUUAAUGGUACAAUUGGAGUCUCUUUGGAAGCGGAAGAGGUUACUGACUUGUUGAAUCGAAUGCAAUUGCAUGCCAAGCAGUCUGUAUCAGGCGAUAUCACUGUAUUUGUACCUCCCACUAGAAGUGAUAUUCUUCAUCCUUGUGAUGUUAUGGAGGAUGUUGCAAUUGCUUAUGGAUAUAAUAAUAUCCCAAAGAGAAAGCCUGCAUCUUUGAAGCCACUAGCCUUGAAUGAGCUCACUGACCGCAUAAAAUUGGAGAUUGCAAUGGAUGGGUUCACAGAGGUCUUGACAUUUAUAUUGGGCUCAUGGAGAGAAAAUUUUGCCAUGUUAAAUCGUAAAGAUGAUAAAUCUAAGGCAGUGGUUGUUGGAAAUCCUCGAUCGUCUGAUUUUGAACUUGUUCGAACCAGUCUGAUGCCUGGUGUAUUGAAAACUGUUGGUCACAACAAAGAUCAUCCAAAGCCCAUAAAGAUUUUCGAAGUGGGUGAUAUAGCACUAUUGGAUGAGAAGAAAGAUGUUGGUGCGACAAAUCGACGCCAACUAGCAGCUCUUUUCUGUGGUGCUACCUCUGGAUUUGAGUUGAUUCAUGGCUUGGUGGACAGAGUUAUGGAAUCAAUUGGUGCUGCUUUUGUUCCUAUUGGUGACAACAGUGGGUACUUCAUAAAACCUUCAGAUGAACCCGAGUUUCUUCCGCGCAGACAAGCAAGCAUCAUUUAUAAAGGGAAGAAUAUUGGAACUUUCGGCAUUGUACACCCAGAGGUGUUAAACAACUUCGACAUUCCUGAUCCGUGCUCCUUUGUAGAACUUAACAUUGAGAGUUUGUUGUAGUGCCUAUUCUCUAACUAUUUAAUAUUUUUGAAUUGGGUUUUCCUAGUUGUUUCGAGUUUUUCGCUUUCAACCCAGAUCCUCUCAUUUCGCAUAUGUACACACAUAUUUAUGAAAUCAGUUCAUGUUAAACAAAAUUCCCAAACAAAAAAAAUACAUUUAUGUUGAACACAAAAAGAAACGAAAAAAGAAUAGCAUUCCUGGCAGGGUACAUAACAAUAGCUGUUAUCGUGUCAAUUUCAUAU